This is a messenger RNA of Ichthyophthirius multifiliis, 1716 nucleotides long. Its product is annotated as propionyl- carboxylase beta chain, putative. Gene Ontology annotation, cellular component: mitochondrion; methylcrotonoyl-CoA carboxylase complex. The transcript has 3 exons. Gene Ontology annotation, biological process: L-leucine catabolic process. Lineage: Eukaryota; Ciliophora; Oligohymenophorea; Hymenostomatida. The record is from RefSeq and is a predicted model, not a curated record. Gene Ontology annotation, molecular function: methylcrotonoyl-CoA carboxylase activity.
AUGAUUUUAAACCUAAAAAAAGCAAAAUAAAUAUUUACUAUAUUUUCCCAAAAACAAAUCUAAAAUAUUUCCAAUCUCCAGCAACAAUAACCAACUAAGUCCUUUUACGAAUACCCUAUCCUCUAAGCUGAUUUAGAUAAAGACUCUGAAAUCUAUAAAUAAAACAUAUCCCAAAUAGAAAAAAUAAACCAAGAAUUUGACUUUACAAUUCAGAAAAUUCUCAAAGGAGGUCCAAAGACCGCCCACGAUAAAUUAAAAGAACGCAAAAAACUAUCUGCCCGUGAAAGAAUAUCUAAACUACUUGACCCAGGUAGUCCUUUUCUUGAGCUCUCCCAAUUAGCCGGUUUCGAAUUAUACGAAAAAGAAGAAGUUCCAUCUGGUGGAAUAAUAACCGGCAUAGGUUUAAUAUAGAAUAAAUUUUGUAUGAUAGUAGCAAACGAUCCAACCGUAAAAGGAGGUUCAUAUUAUCCAAUUACAGUAAAAAAGCAUAUCAGAGCUUAAGAAAUUGCAGAAUAGAAUUAUCUUCCAUGCGUUUAUUUAGUGGAUAGUGGAGGUGCUAAUUUGCCUAGAUAAGAUGACGUUUUUCCUGAUAAAAAUCAUUUUGGAAGAAUUUUCUUUAAUUAGGCUAAUAUGUCAGCUAAAGGAAUACCUUAAAUUUCCCUUGUUUUAGGUUCAUGUACUGCCGGAGGUGCAUAUGUACCUGCCAUGUCAGAUGAAAAUGUAAUAGUGAAAGGUAAUGGAACAGUAUUUUUAGGAGGACCUCCUUUAGUAAAAGCUGCUACAGGCGAAAUAGUCACUGCUGAAGACCUUGGUGGUGCCGAUGUGCAUUGCAAAAUUUCUGGUCUAACUGAUCAUUACGCAAAUGAUGAGGUCGAAGCCUUAUAAAUAGGUAGAUCAAUUUUAAAGAAUGUCAAAGUGCCUAAAAGUGCUUUUAAUUUUAAAAAUAUAUAAGAACCUAUAUAUGAUCCUUAUGAGUUGAAUGCAGUAAUAAGUCCAGAUUAGAAAAAAAGUGUAGAUUCAAGAAAUGUAAUUGCCAGGAUUUUAGACGGAUCAAGAUUUUUGGAAUUUAAGAAAGAAUACGGAAAUACUCUAGUGACUGGAUUUGGCAAAUUAUAUGGACAAGAAGUGGGUGUUAUAGCUAAUAAUGGUGUUCUUUUUUCAGAAAGUGCACUUAAAGGAGCACAUUUUAUUGAUUUAUGCAGUCAAAGGAAUAUUCCAUUGAUUUUUUUAUAAAAUAUUACAGGAUUUAUGGUAGGUAGUAAAUAUGAAAGUGAAGGUAUAGCAAAACAUGGAGCCAAAAUGGUAAAUGCAGUUUCCACAACAAAAGUACCCAAACUUACUUUGAUUUUCGGAUCUUCUUAUGGCGCUGGAAAUUAUGGAAUGUGUGGUAGAGCUUUUAAUCCGAAUUUCUUAUUUAGUUGGCCAGCUUCAAAAAUAUCGGUUAUGGGAGGUGAAUAAGCAGCUGGUGUUAUGAUAGAUAUUGAAAAAGCUAAACUUAAAUAAGUUAAGGUAGACAAUCAUAAUUUGGAAAAAAUGAAGUAGGAAUUAGUACAUAAAUAUAAUAAAUAAGCUAGUAUUUAUCAUUCUAGUGCUAGAUUGUGGGAUGAUGGAGUUAUUUUGCCUUAGAAAAGUAGAGAAAUUUUAGGGUUAAGUUUAUUAACAUCUUUAGCUUAUAGAAAAGAAGAAAAUACUAAGUUCGGCGGUUUUAGAAUGUGA